GGCCCCAAGGCGGACGGACUACCCACACCGACCGGCGCCACUCGCUCGCUCGCUCGCUCGCGUGGCGUCCGAAUCUGUCUUGCAUGCUCAAAUAAAUAAUUAAAUAACCUGGGGGAGCCUCUCCGAUCUGCUCGGGUCCCUGAUCAUCACUCCUCCUUUGACCAUCCAUUGGAAGUGCUCCCCUCCUCCCUUCUUCCUCCUCCCUCCCUCCCCUCGAACCACGACAAUUCAUCAUGCGUGGCUUCCAACUCUCCGCCCUGUCCGCCCUCGCGGCGUGGGCCACCACCGCGUCUGCUGCGCCCAAGGCCCCCCGUGGAUUGGAGCACGGUUCCUGCGUCCCUGGCCUGAAUGGCUUGGGCGUAAGGCUGUCUGCCGAUUCCGAGAUCUACUGCCCUGACGCGGCCGAGUUUGACGACAUGACCCUGCGGUGGUCUGCUCUCGGUCUGCCCACGGUCCGCGCGGUCGUUGUGCCCGCCACCGAGAAGGACGUCUCCGAGACGGUCAAGUAUGCCAACCAGCACGACGUGCCCUUCCUGGCGUACAAUGGCUUCCACGGCGCCACCGUCACCUUGGAGAAGAUGCAGAACGGCCUCUCUAUCAACCUGGCCAAGCUGGCCGGCGUCAAGGUUUCGGCGGACGGCACGACGGCUGAGAUCCAGGGCGGCACCAACUCCAAGGUCGUCACCGACUCCCUCUGGGCCGCCGGCAAGCAGACGGUGACAGGCACCUGCGAGUGUGUCAGCUACAUGGGCCCUGCCCUUGGCGGCGGCCACGGCUGGCUGCAGGGCCACCACGGUCUGCUCGCGGACCAGUGGGUGUCCAUGAACGUCGUCCUGGCCGACGGCAGCAUCCAGACCAUUGACAACGACCACGAGCUCAUGUGGGCCAUGAAGGGUGCCGGGCAUAACUUUGGCAUCGUCACCUCGGUCACGACAAAGGUCUACGACAUUGCGCACAGCAACUGGGCCAUUGAGACCUUUACCUUUAGCGGCGACCAGGUCGAGGCUGUCUACACGGCCGCCAACACCCACCUCCUCGACGGCGGCGACCAGCCCGUCGACGUGAUCCACUGGUCCUACUGGCUCAACAACCCGGACGCGGACCCCGUCAACCCCGUCAUCAUCUUCUACCUCAUCCAGGAGGGCGUCGACGCCAUUGACGACAAGUACGCCCAGCCCCUGCGUGACAUUGGCCCCAUUAGCGACGAGCCCCUGUCCGGCACGUACCUCAACCUCUCCGCCUGGACCGGCAUCGCCCUCGACUCGCCGCCCUGCCAGAAGCUCGGCACCGCCAACCCGCGCUUCCCCAUCUACCUCGACACCUUUGACGUGCCCGCCAUGAAGGAGGUCUACGACCAGUACGCGGCCGCCGUCGGUGGUGACUCGCAGUUUGGCCACUCCAUCUUCAUGUUCGAGGCCUACUCCAUGCAGGGCGUCAAGGCCGUCGACAGCGCCUCGACCGCCUUUGCCUUCCGUGGCGAGAACGUCCUGGCCGCGCCGCUCAUCAUCUACCAGCCCGAUGGCCCCGCGCUGGACCAGCAGGUCGAGGAUCUGGGCAACCAGCUGCGCGAGACGCUGCACAAGGCUACUGGCCGUGAUGAGUACCGCGCCUACGUCAACUACGCGUACGGCAAUGAGGACAACAAGAACUUGUAUGGCGCCGAGUCGUGGAGGCAGUGCAAGCUCCAGGCGCUGAAGAAGACGUAUGAUCCGGAGAGCAAGUUCAGCUUCUACAACCCUGUCAACGUAUGAGGGGUGGUACAUGGACAUUUAUAGACUAGAUUCCCAAUGAAACAGUAUUUUUUCGAAUGAAGCGAUCUGAUCAGAAAGUGUGUGCUGUAUCCACUGACGCAUCGUGAUCUCCCUCUCUUGCUCUCUUGUCAUGUGUCUGCUGCAGACCCGCGAGCUCAAAGAUUAGGAUGAGUCGACACACCAGCACCGAGACUAGAUACCGCAGGACAAUCACCGCCGCGUCGGUCGUCAUGGUGAACAUGAGCGACGAGUAGAUCAGGAUACCCGUCAGGAGGUGCAGGAAGCCCAGCACGGCCGACACCCAGUGCCAGAAGACGAGCGAGGCCGACCUCGUCAGGGCGCCGGGCGGCACGGGCUCCUGGCCCAGACAGAGACGGCCCUCGGAUCGAAACGUGGCGAG
Molecule: messenger RNA, 2151 nt
Organism: Emericellopsis atlantica
Lineage: Eukaryota; Fungi; Ascomycota; Sordariomycetes; Hypocreales; Bionectriaceae
Exons: 2
Coding region: 234-1751 (505 amino acids)
Molecular function (GO): FAD binding
Source: RefSeq, a predicted model, not a curated record